Gadus chalcogrammus (walleye pollock) is the source of this 7149-nucleotide messenger RNA. RefSeq names its product deleted in malignant brain tumors 1 protein-like. NCBI's taxonomy places the organism in Eukaryota, Metazoa, Chordata, Actinopteri, Gadiformes, Gadidae. Gene Ontology annotation, cellular component: membrane. The record is from RefSeq and is a predicted model, not a curated record. Bases 16 to 7149 code for a protein of 2377 amino acids. The transcript has 21 exons.
GUCCGGCCCAUCAAGAUGGGAGCAAGGAGCCUGAUAGUGCUGCUGCUUAUCCACACAGCUGCCAGGACAUGCUCAGCACAAGUCAACAACCAAGCCACUAUGGGAGAAGUCCGUCUGGUCAAUGGAGGGAGCAGCUCCUGCUCUGGCAGGGUGGAGAUCUUUAUCCAGGGCCAGUGGGGCACAGUUUGUGACGAUGGCUGGGGCCUUCCAGAUGCCCAUGUUGUGUGUAGACAGCUGGGCUGUGGGAGGGGGCUGUCUGCAGAAGCUACAGCCCGUUUUGGACAAGGAAGAGGGCUCAUCCUCUUGGAUGAUGUCAACUGUCGCGGGAAUGAAUCAAACCUCUUACAGUGUGGCCACAGUGGGCUGGGGUCCCACAACUGCCAUCACAAUGAAGAUGCUGGUGUUGUCUGUGAAGAAAACUCUGUGGCUGAUGGUGAAGUCCGUCUGGUCAAUGGAGGGAGCAGCUCCUGCUCUGGCAGGGUGGAGAUCUUUAUCCAGGGCCAGUGGGGCACAGUUUGUGACGAUGGCUGGGGCCUUCCAGAUGCCCAUGUUGUGUGUAGACAGCUGGGCUGUGGGAGGGGGCUGUCUGCAGAAGCUACAGCCCGUUUUGGACAAGGAAGAGGGCUCAUCCACUUGGAUGAUGUCAACUGUCGCGGGAAUGAAUCAGACCUCACACAGUGUGGCCACAGGGGGCUGGGGUCCCACAACUGCCAACACAAUGAAGAUGCUGGUGUUGUCUGUGAAGAAAACUCUGUGGCUGAUGGUGAAGUCCGUCUGGUCAAUGGAGGGAGCAGCUCCUGCUCUGGCAGGGUGGAGAUCUUCAUCUGGGGCCAGUGGGGCACAGUUUGUGACGAUGGCUGGGGCCUUCCAGAUGCCCAUGUUGUGUGUAGACAGCUGGGCUGUGGGAGGGGGCUGUCUGCAGAAGCUACAGCCCGUUUUGGACAAGGAAGAGGGCUCAUCCACUUGGAUGAUGUCAACUGUCGCGGGAAUGAAUCAGACCUCACACAGUGUGGCCACAGGGGGCUGGGGUCCCACAACUGCCAACACAAUGAAGAUGCUGGUGUUGUCUGUGAAGAAAACUCUGUGGCUGAUGGUGAAGUCCGUCUGGUCAAUGGAGGGAGCAGCUCCUGCUCUGGCAGGGUGGAGAUCUUCAUCUGGGGCCAGUGGGGCACAGUUUGUGACGAUGGCUGGGGCCUUCCCGAUGCCCAUGUUGUGUGUAGACAGCUGGGCUGUGGGAGGGGGCUGUCUGCAGAAGCUACAGCCCGUUUUGGACAAGGAAGAGGGCUCAUCCACUUGGAUGAUGUCAACUGUCGCGGGAAUGAAUCAGACCUCACACAGUGUGGCCACAGGGGGCUGGGGUCCCACAACUGCCAACACAAUGAAGAUGCUGGUGUUGUCUGUGAAGAAAACUCUGUGGCUGAUGGUGAAGUCCGUCUGGUCAAUGGAGGGAGCAGCUCCUGCUCUGGCAGGGUGGAGAUCUUUAUCCAGGGCCAGUGGGGCACAGUUUGUGACGAUGGCUGGGGCCUUCCAGAUGCCCAGGUGGUAUGUAGGCAGCUGGGCUGUGGGAGGGGGCUGUCUGCAGAAGCCAGAGCCCGUUUUGGACCAGGACAAGGGCCCAUCUUCUUGGAUGACAUCAACUGUAGCGGGAAUGAAUCAAACCUCACACAGUGUGGCCACAGUGGGCUGGGGUCCCACAACUGCGAUCACCAUGAAGAUGCUGGUGUUGUCUGUGAAGGUGAAACGACAGAAGACUCUGUGGCUGAUGGUGAAGUCCGUCUGGUCAAUGGAGGGAGCAGCUCCUGCUCUGGCAGGGUGGAGAUCUUUAUCCAGGGCCAGUGGGGCACAGUUUGUGAUGAUGGCUGGGACCUUCCAGAUGCCCAUGUUGUGUGUAGACAGCUGGGCUGUGGGAGGGGGCUGUCUGCAGAAGCUACAGCCCGUUUUGGACAAGGAAGAGGGCCCAUCUUCUUGGAUGACAUCAACUGUCGCGGGAAUGAAUCAGACCUCACACAGUGUGGCCACAGUGGGUUGGGGUCCCACAACUGCGUUCACCAAGAAGACGCUGGUGUUAUCUGUGAAGGUGAAACCACCGAAAACUCUGUUGCUGAUGGUGACGUCCGUCUGGUCAAUGGAGGGAACAGCUCCUGCGCUGGCAGGGUGGAGAUCUUUUUCCAGGGCCAGUGGGGCACAGUUUGUGACGAUGGCUGGGGCCUUCCAGAUGCCCAGGUGGUGUGUAGACAGCUGGGAUGUGGGAGGGGGCUGUCUGCAGAAGCCAGAGCCCGUUUUGGACAAGGGCAAGGGCCCAUCUUCUUGGAUGACAUCAACUGUCGCGGGAAUGAAUCAGACCUCACACAGUGUGGCCACAGUGGGUUGGGGUCCCACAACUGCGUUCACCAAGAAGACGCUGGUGUUAUCUGUGAAGAUGAAACGACAGAAAACUCUGUGGCUGAUGGAGAAGUCCGUCUGGUCAAUGGAGGGAGCAGCUCCUGCUCUGGCAGGGUGGAGAUCUUUAUCCAGGGCCAGUGGGGCACAGUUUGUGACGAUGGCUGGGGCCUUCCAGAUGCCCAGGUGGUAUGUAGGCAGCUGGGCUGUGGGAGGGGGCUGUCUGCAGAAGCCAGAGCCCGUUUUGGACCAGGACAAGGGCCCAUCUUCUUGGAUGACAUCAACUGUAGCGGGAAUGAAUCAAACCUCACACAGUGUGGCCACAGUGGGCUGGGGUCCCACAACUGCGAUCACCAUGAAGAUGCUGGUGUUGUCUGUGAAGGUGAAACGACAGAAGACUCUGUGGCUGAUGGUGAAGUCCGUCUGGUCAAUGGAGGGAGCAGCUCCUGCUCUGGCAGGGUGGAGAUCUUUAUCCAGGGCCAGUGGGGCACAGUUUGUGACGAUGGCUGGGGCCUUUCAGAUGCCCAGGUGGUGUGUAGGCAGCUGGGCUGUGGGAGGGGGCUGUCUGCAGAAGCCAGAGCCCGUUUUGGACAAGGACAAGGGCCCAUCUUCUUGGAUGACAUCAACUGUAGCGGGAAUGAAUCAGACCUCACACAGUGUGGCCACAGUGGGUUGGGGUCCCACAACUGCGUUCACCAAGAAGACGCUGGUGUUAUCUGUGAAGGUGAAACCACCGAAAACUCUGUUGCUGAUGGUGACGUCCGUCUGGUCAAUGGAGGGAACAGCUCCUGCGCUGGCAGGGUGGAGAUCUUUUUCCAGGGCCAGUGGGGCACAGUUUGUGACGAUGGCUGGGGCCUUCCAGAUGCCCAGGUGGUGUGUAGACAGCUGGGAUGUGGGAGGGGGCUGUCUGCAGAAGCCAGAGCCCGUUUUGGACAAGGGCAAGGGCCCAUCUUCUUGGAUGACAUCAACUGUAGCGGGAAUGAAUCAAACCUCACACAGUGUGGCCACAGUGGGCUGGGGUCCCACAACUGCAAUCACCAUGAAGAUGCUGGUGUUGUCUGUGAAGGUGAAACGACAGAAAACUCUGUGGCUGAUGGUGAAGUCCGUCUGGUCAAUGGAGGGAACAGCUCCUGCUCUGGCAGGGUGGAGAUCUUUUUCCAGGGCCAGUGGGGCACAGUUUGUGACGAUGGCUGGGGCCUUCCAGAUGCCCAGGUGGUGUGUAGACAGCUGGGAUGUGGGAGGGGGCUGUCUGCAGAAGCCAGAGCCCGUUUUGGACAAGGGCAAGGGCCCAUCUUCUUGGAUGACAUCAACUGUAGCGGGAAUGAAUCAAACCUCACACAGUGUGGCCACAGUGGGCUGGGGUCCCACAACUGCGGUCACCAUGAAGACGCUGGUGUUAUCUGUGAAGGUGAAACGACAGAAAACUCUGUGGCUGAUGGUGAAGUCCGUCUGGUCAAUGGAGGGAGCAGCUCCUGCUCUGGCAGGGUGGAGAUCUUUAUCCAGGGCCAGUGGGGCACAGUUUGUGACGAUGGCUGGGGCCUUCCAGAUGCCCAGGUGGUAUGUAGGCAGCUGGGCUGUGGGAGGGGGCUGUCUGCAGAAGCCAGAGCCCGUUUUGGACCAGGACAAGGGCCCAUCUUCUUGGAUGACAUCAACUGUAGCGGGAAUGAAUCAAACCUCACACAGUGUGGCCACAGUGGGCUGGGGUCCCACAACUGCGAUCACCAUGAAGAUGCUGGUGUUGUCUGUGAAGGUGAAACGACAGAAGACUCUGUGGCUGAUGGUGAAGUCCGUCUGGUCAAUGGAGGGAGCAGCUCCUGCUCUGGCAGGGUGGAGAUCUUUAUCCAGGGCCAGUGGGGCACAGUUUGUGAUGAUGGCUGGGACCUUCCAGAUGCCCAUGUUGUGUGUAGACAGCUGGGCUGUGGGAGGGGGCUGUCUGCAGAAGCUACAGCCCGUUUUGGACAAGGAAGAGGGCUCAUCUUCUUGGAUGACAUCAACUGUCGCGGGAAUGAAUCAGACCUCACACAGUGUGGCCACAGUGGGUUGGGGUCCCACAACUGCGUUCACCAAGAAGACGCUGGUGUUAUCUGUGAAGGUGAAACCACCGAAAACUCUGUUGCUGAUGGUGACGUCCGUCUGGUCAAUGGAGGGAACAGCUCCUGCGCUGGCAGGGUGGAGAUCUUUAUACAGGGCCAGUGGGGCACAGUUUGUGAUGAUGGCUGGGACCUUCCAGAUGCCCAGGUGGUGUGUAGACAGCUGGGAUGUGGGAGGGGGCUGUCUGCAGAAGCCAGAGCCCGUUUUGGACCAGGACGAGGGCCCAUCUUCUUGGAUGACAUCAACUGUAGCGGGAAUGAAUCAAACCUCACACAGUGUGGCCACAGUGGGCUGGGGUCCCACAACUGCGGUCACCAUGAAGACGCUGGUGUUAUCUGUGAAGGUGAAACGACAGAAAACUCUGUGGCUGAUGGUGACGUCCGUCUGGUCAAUGGAGGGAACAGCUCCUGCGCUGGCAGGGUGGAGAUCUUUAUACAGGGCCAGUGGGGCACAGUUUGUGAUGAUGGCUGGGACCUUCCAGAUGCCCAUGUUGUGUGUAGACAGCUGGGCUGUGGGAGGGGGCUGUCUGCAGAAGCUACAGCCCGUUUUGGACAAGGACAAGGGCCCAUCUUCUUGGAUGACAUCAACUGUAGCGGGAAUGAAUCAAACCUCACACAGUGUGGCCACAGUGGGCUGGGGUCCCACAACUGCAAUCACCAUGAAGAUGCUGGUGUUGUCUGUGAAGGUAAUAAACACAAUGAACCUGUGGAGACUUGUUUUACAGGUGAAACCACCGAAAACUCUGUUGCUGAUGGUGACGUCCGUCUGGUCAAUGGAGGGAACAGCUCCUGCGCUGGCAGGGUGGAGAUCUUUAUACAGGGCCAGUGGGGCACAGUUUGUGAUGAUGGCUGGGGCCUUCCAGAUGCCCAGGUGGUGUGUAGACAGCUGGGAUGUGGGAGGGGGCUGUCUGCAGAAGCCAGAGCCCGUUUUGGACAAGGGCAAGGGCCCAUCUUCUUGGAUGACAUCAACUGUAGCGGGAAUGAAUCAAACCUCACACAGUGUGGCCACAGUGGGCUGGGGUCCCACAACUGCGGUCACCAUGAAGACGCUGGUGUUAUCUGUGAAGGUGAAACGACAGAAAACUCUGUGGCUGAUGGUGACGUCCGUCUGGUCAAUGGAGGGAACAGCUCCUGCGCUGGCAGGGUGGAGAUCUUUAUACAGGGCCAGUGGGGCACAGUUUGUGAUGAUGGCUGGGACCUUCCAGAUGCCCAUGUUGUGUGUAGACAGCUGGGCUGUGGGAGGGGGCUGUCUGCAGAAGCUACAGCCCGUUUUGGACAAGGACAAGGGCCCAUCUUCUUGGAUGACAUCAACUGUAGCGGGAAUGAAUCAAACCUCACACAGUGUGGCCACAGUGGGCUGGGGUCCCACAACUGCAAUCACCAUGAAGAUGCUGGUGUUGUCUGUGAAGGUAAUAAACACAAUGAACCUUCUUGUGGAUUAACAGAGAUUUGUUUUGCAGGUGAAACCACCGAAAACUCUGUUGCUGAUGGUGACGUCCGUCUGGUCAAUGGAGGGAACAGCUCCUGCGCUGGCAGGGUGGAGAUCUUUAUACAGGGCCAGUGGGGCACAGUUUGUGAUGAUGGCUGGGACCUUCCAGAUGCCCAGGUGGUGUGUAGACAGCUGGGAUGUGGGAGGGGGCUGUCUGCAGAAGCCAGAGCCCGUUUUGGACCAGGACGAGGGCCCAUCUUCUUGGAUGACAUCAACUGUAGCGGGAAUGAAUCAAACCUCACACAGUGUGGCCACAGUGGGCUGGGGUCCCACAACUGCGGUCACCAUGAAGAUGCUGGUGUUAUCUGUGAAGGUGAAACCACCGAAAACUCUGUUGCUGAUGGUGACGUCCGUCUGGUCAAUGGAGGGAACAGCUCCUGCGCUGGCAGGGUGGAGAUCUUUAUACAGGGCCAGUGGGGCACAGUUUGUGAUGAUGGCUGGGACCUUCCAGAUGCCCAUGUGGUGUGUAGGCAGCUGGGCUGUGGGAAUGCACUGUUUGCAUCACAACAAGCCUUUUUUGGACCUGGCCAAGGGCCUAUAGGAUUGGAUGAUAUCCACUGCAUCGGCCACGAAUCAAACCUCACACAGUGUGGCCACAGUGGGCUGGGGUCCCACAACUGCAAUCACCAUGAAGAUGCUGGUGUUGUCUGUGAAGGUAAUAAACACAAUGAACCUGUGGGUACCUGUCAUGUACUUUGUCUUCUGCCAUGGCUAACUUCUAUCUCUCAUUCUUGUUGGUUAACAGAGAUUUGUUUUGCAGGUGAAACCACCGAAAACUCUGUUGCUGAUGGUGACGUCCGUCUGGUCAAUGGAGGGAACAGCUCCUGCGCUGGCAGGGUGGAGAUCUUUAUACAGGGCCAGUGGGGCACAGUUUGUGAUGAUGGCUGGGGCCUUCCAGAUGCCCAGGUAGUGUGUAGGCAGCUGGGAUGUGGGAGGGUGCUGUCCGCAGAAGCUACAGCCCGUUUUGGACAAGGAAGAGGGCUCAUCCACUUGGAUGAUGUCAACUGUCGCGGGAAUGAAUCAGACCUCACACAGUGUGGCCACAGUGGGUUGGGGUCCCACAACUGCGUUCACCAAGAAGACGCUGGUGUUGUCUGUGAAGGUAAUAAACACAAUGAACCUGUUGGUAACCUGUCAUGUACUUGGUCUUCUGCCAUGGCUAACUUCUAUCUCUUAAUUCCCUCCAAUUAA